CUAUAAUUGAAUGGGACUCUCUCAUCUGACUGUUUCUCAAAUGAGGGAGGGAUAGCUCAGUGGUUUGAGCAUUGCCCUGCUAAACCCAGGGUUGUAAAUUCAAUCCUUGAGGGGGCCAUUUAGGGAUCCAGGGCAAAGAUCUGCCUGGGCAUUAGUCCUGCUUUGAGCAGGAGAUUGGAAUAGAUCUCCUGCAGUCCCUUCCAACCCUGAUAUUCUAUGAUCAUACCCAUAUUUUAUCAUCUUCCAUCCUCUCCUCCUUACAGGGACACAGAGAAUCUCCAUUAACAGAUCCUCCCCAAGGGAUGUCUCUGUCCAAAUCACAUGCUCCUCUUCACCUAUUGGCUUUCCCCCACCCCUGAGUUUAAAAACUGCUCUAAAACCUUUUUAAUUUUAAAUGCCAGCAAUCUGGUUCCAUUUUGGUUUAGGUGGAGCCCAUCCUUCCUGUAUAGGCUCCUCCUUUCCUACGUUUCCCCAGUUUCUAAUAAAUCUAAAUCCAAACCCCUCCUCCCUACACCAUCUCAUCCACACAGUGAGACCCUGCAGUUCUGCCUGUCUGUCUAGCCCUGCGCGUGGACAGAGAAUGCUACCAUGGAGCUCCUGGACUUCAGUCUCUUACCUAGCAGCCCAAAUUUGGCCUCCAGGACCUCUCUCCUGUCCUUCCCUAUGUCAUUGGUACCUACAUGUACUAUGACCACAUAAGUCAAUCCAGAUGUCUUGAGGGAUCCACAACGUUCGCACCAGGCAGGCAAGUCAUCAUGCAGUUCUCCUGGUCAUCGCAAAUCCAGCUAUCUGUUUCUAAUGAUUGAAUUCCCCAUAACUAUUACCAGUCUCCUCCUAAUAACAGGAGUUCCCUUCCCUGGAACUCUUUCUACAGUAACUCUUUCUUUUAAAAUAAAUGUUAGAUUUAGUUAAUAAUUGGCUAUAAGCAUGUAUUGGGGUUAGAUCUGAAAUAUUUAGUGCCCUGGUGCGUAAUAGGUCCAAUCUCUUGGGGCUGGUAGAACUUUAUAUAUGGUAAAUAGGUUUUAAGUAACCCUCACUAUAUAGACUUGGUUGUCUGGAUGGGGGCAAGGCUGGAUUGUUUAAAGGGAAUGGUAUUUUGGCUUCUUGGUAACCAGUAAAGUAUUGGAAAAGCUGUUUUGUUACUGCCUUGGUGAAUCUAAUUAUGACAAUAUACCAUUUCUGGGGAUUGUCUGCCCUAUUCUUUGUAGUUUGUCCUGAUUAAGCAUUCUUCUUAUAGCCACUCCAGCGACCCAGAUCACAUAAUACAGAGCAGGGGACUGGAGUAGACCUCUGGAAGUCCCUUCCAGACCUAUGAUGUAGGCCACAGCAAGCAAACUAUGCUCCCGAUUAUUAUUCCAGCCUUGCCUUGCUAUGGGCAGCAGUAAUCACUGGUUAAGUUGCAUAUGAAGGAUUCCAUUCUAACCCUGGGGAAGCGUCCCUCCGGGGCUGAUCCUUUGCGGUGUUGCCCUUUGCCUCCAGCAGAACUGUUUUAAUAUUAACAAGCCACAGGGUGACCAGACAGCCAGUGUGAAAAGUCAGGAGAGGCGUUAGGGGGUAAUAGGAGUUUACAUAAGAAAAAGACCCAAGAAUCAGGACUAUCCCCAUAAAAUCAGGACAUCUGGUCACCCUAGCAAGCUGGCGGCAGGAGCCUGCCGGGGGUGGGAAGACGGGACGUGGUCGGAAGCACCUUUGGGUGUGCUCCCGCAGGCGGGGGAGCUCUGUCCACACGGGGCUGCGGGGUGACGCGAACAGCCCCCCCCCAGCGCCGCAAGCUGCAGGGCAGCGGCGGGGCCCAGGCCCUGGACUCUUGCUGCCAUUACUGUGCUACGUUAUGCUGCCUCCUCCCACCCGGACCCACCGCCCCAGUGCUGCUCACAAACCGAGCCAGCCCCGCCUCGAGCCCGCCGGGCCCAGCCAGGCCGCCCCGUGUCUCGGACUGAACUACCCGGGGAAGGGCGGCGUGACGCGCCCUGGGCCAGGUUACCGGCCCCGGCCCGAGCCCGCCCCUCAGAGCCGGCGAGCCCGGCGCCGCAUCCCGGCCCGCACGGGCGCCUCCCACUGCCCGGAGAUGGCGGCUCGGGGCCCGGGCCGCCUCCUGCUCCUGCUGGGCCUGGCCGCCGCGCUCUGCCCCCCGCGGGCCGCACAGCCGCCCCCCGGCGCCUUCCAGGCCGGGCACGGCGCCGCCUCGCUCCCCGCCGCCGCCGCGGGCCGCCGCCGGUAUCUUUUGUAUGAUGUAAAUCCUCCUGAAGGGUUCAAUCUACGCAGAGAUGUCUAUAUUCGUGUUGCCUCUCUUAUAAAGACCUUGCUGAAAAGUGAAGCUUGGGUAUUGGUCCUGCCUCCUUGGGGACGGCUUUAUCACUGGCAGAGUCCUGACAUCCAUCAGGUCCGAAUCCCUUGGUCUGAGUUCUUUGAUCUUCCAAGCCUCAAUCAGAACAUCCCCGUUAUUGAGUAUGAGCAGUUUCUUGCAGAGUCAGGUGGACCCUUUAUAGACCAGGUAUAUGUCCUACAGAGCUAUGCAGAAGGAUGGAAAGAAGGAACUUGGGAAGAGAAAAUAGAUGAGAGGCCAUGCAUUGAUCAGCUCAUGUACUCAAAAGACAAACAUGAAUACUACAGGGGAUGGUUCUGGGGUUACGAGGAAACACGAGGCCUAAAUGUUUCUUGUCUGUCUGUCCAAGGAUCAGCCUCUAUCAUAGCUCCUGUUCUUUUGAAAAACACUUCAGCACGGUCAGUGAUGUUAGACAGAGCUGAAAACCUCCUUCAUGACCACUACGGAGGGAGAGAUUAUUGGAAUACUCGUCGAAGUAUGGUGUUUGCUAAACACCUGCGUGUGGUGGGGGAUGAGUUUAGGAGGAAAUACCUUCACUCCACUGAUGAGGCCGACAGGACCGACUACAAUGAGGACUGGACACAGAUGAAGGUAAAGCUGGGCACUGCUGUAGGCGGGCCAUACCUUGGAGUUCACCUCAGAAGAAAAGACUUCAUCUGGGGUCACAGAGAAGAUGUGCCAAGCCUUCAUGGAGCAGUGAAGAAAAUACGCAGCCUGAUGGAAAAGCAUAAACUUAAGAGAGUUUUCAUAGCUACUGAUGCCAUUGUGGAGGAGACUGAAGAGCUCAAGAAAUUACUGCCUGAGAUGGUGAGGUUUGAACCCAGUUGGGAGGAGCUAGAACUCUACAAAGAUGGAGGAAUAGCAAUUAUUGACCAAUGGAUCUGUGCACAUGCUAGGUAUUUUACUGGCACCUCGGUUUCAACAUUUUCCUUCCGGAUUCACGAGGAAAGGGAGAUCCUGGGAUUUGACCCCAGGACCACUUACAACCGAUUUUGUGGUGAGAAAGAGAGAAACUGUGAACAGCCAACCCACUGGAAAAUUGUUUAUUAAUAACACCACUCCAAAGGACUGCAGUAAGUGGUGAGCUCACCAAACCAAGAGAACACUCACAGGAAACAGAUCUUUCUAGCCAAGCUACCACUUCCUCCUCUUCCUGGUGUUAGCUCUGAGUCUAGGUUUUAAGCACAACUGGGUAGCAAUACCGUGGUCAUUCUCCUGACCAGGCACUGAUAUAACUGGUCAAAAUGAAGUGAGGUAAGGAUUCGGUUCUUGGUCUAGCUAGUAUGCCAGGACAGUAUACUCACUCUCUAAAUGUUUCAUUUAGAUUGAAGAGGCCAAGCAUUGUUUUAGGAGGCAGCAAAAGUGUUUUCACUCAAAAAACUUGAAACAGUUUGGUUUUGUUUGUUUUUUAAGUGUUGUAUCUAUAACAUAGCUAUAGUCUGUACCACAUUCCUAUGUUCAGGUGGUUAUUUGCUUCUUGGCUUUAUUUGACUCACUGUAGUGGUAUCUGUUUACAAGGAGGACAUUUAGGUUUUGUAACCUGCACUUUGUGAGGGCUGCAGAUUGUGCACAGAAUGUGCAGUUCUGGAGGGAAAAUCAAAUAGUAAUUUUUUAACAUUUCAAACUGGUACAAAAAUGCAUUUCAUAUUCGUAAUAGAGAAGGAUAGGUGGUAUUUUUACCAGAACACAGACCAGUGUCACAGCUAGCACCUUUAAUAGCAAUUCUUGUCAGAGAGGUCUGUGGCUGAAAUCCAUAAAGACUGAACUAGGUUGGCAACCCCAAAGCUGGUUAGUGGGGCUGCGAGGGAAAGCGAGCACUGCCUGUCACGUACGUGUUCUCUCUAAACAGGAGGCUUCAUUUUAUAGAGCUGUCAGUCAGCACCUUUCUCCCAUGUUAAACUCACUCAAAUCAAGGCAAAUAUAAACAGCAUUUGGGGAGUUUUCUGCUUUGCCAGAAGAACUUUUCAAAGCAUGGAGCUGCUUGUUUAGGCUUGAGGGUGUUUUGCAGCUGCACAGGGGGAGCAGAAUGGAGUAUCUUUUUUUUCCCCCUCCACUCCCGGCCUGGUGCAUGUUGAAAGCGUUACAGGGUGUGACUUCAUCCCUGGAUUCAGACAUGCCAAAACUGACCAGCCAUUAUAAAAAUCAUCGGACUCUUUGCUCUUCCCCUUAAUUCUGCGUCACCAUCAAAUCUCCCAAGUGAACCUGUACAGCUGUAUGCAGGUAACACUCUCCCUUGGGACCGAAAUGUCACACUCAGCAAGGGCACAUGGAAGCGGAGUCGUGGGGUACCCCCUUCUGUCAGCCAUUGUGGCAUGGGAAGCUGUUACAUUAACUGCAGUGUGGGCAGAAGAGGGUGCAAUGGUCAUCUGAGAAAACACUUCACAAAAAUGAAGCCUGUCUAACAUCUUUGACACUCUCACUAUUCAGAGUUGGCUACAUGCAAUAUUUUGUUCAUGGUGUGCAUCAGGUAGACUUCUGUCUUGCAGUUUUGAUCUGGCUCGUGGCUCUGCGAGGUCUCCGAUAGGUCUGUUUAAGAAAAAGGGGAACCGUCAUUUUCAGAGUUCAGCAGUAUGUUUUUCCUCUAAAUUUGAACAGAACACCCUGCAGUUAAUGGGUUCUUCCUCUUGUUGUCAAGUGUGCUCUUACUGUGCCCUUCACCCACCCCCCGCCUCUUUCAUUAUUUCAGCAGCAUUCUUCUCGGUUCCUUCUUGUGUCCCAUUGGGCUUCUUCUCAUGUCUAACGCCUGCCCACUUGGGCUCAGUAAUACACCCCUCCUGUGCUCUCCCUAGGAAUCUUACUGUACGCUCUCAGACAGCCAGGCAAGCUUGUCCUGUGCUGUGUGCGGAAAAACUUGUACAGUCUCCUCAUAAUCAGUAAUUUCAGGCCUCCUGUGUUGUUACCAGCUAUUUAUUUGUAUCUCUGUACAGCAGGGGUUUCUUUCCAGUGACAAAAUGAAGCUUGUGGGAGCCUUGUAUGCUCCAAGCAGUGCCUUUUCCAGCUGAGUUGGACACUGUUGUCACUUAGCCUGCGUGCUGUGCAAAAGAAUACCUAUAACUGUAUACCUCAAUUUCUUAUGAAAAAUAAAAUGCUUUGUAGUAUCUUA
Gopherus flavomarginatus (Mexican gopher tortoise) is the source of this 5429-nucleotide messenger RNA. RefSeq names its product protein O-fucosyltransferase 2 (gene POFUT2). Bases 1832 to 3376 code for a protein of 514 amino acids. Gene Ontology annotation, molecular function: peptide-O-fucosyltransferase activity. Gene Ontology annotation, biological process: protein O-linked glycosylation via fucose. The transcript is spliced from 9 exons. The record is from RefSeq and is a predicted model, not a curated record. Lineage: Eukaryota; Metazoa; Chordata; Testudines; Testudinidae.